Molecule: messenger RNA, 575 nt
Organism: Musca vetustissima
Lineage: Eukaryota; Metazoa; Arthropoda; Insecta; Diptera; Muscidae
Exons: 5
Coding region: 3-554 (183 amino acids)
Source: RefSeq, a predicted model, not a curated record
AAAUGAGUCGGUCGUCUGCUCUAAGCGUGACUUUAAAAAUUCUCCAGCUGAUCACCUGCGUGGCGGCUCUGAUUUACAAGAAGCUUACCGAUAAUCGUGCACGCAUGACCCAGAGAAUCCAACAGAAAAGUCUCAACGAAUGGAAUCUAUUGCAGAAUGUAAGCUGGUCGCAAGAGGGCAGUGACUUCAGCAUAUUCACCUAUGCAGGUUACACCUUUAUAAUAGCCGUGUGUUUGCUGGAAAGAUUCAUUAACUAUCGUAAGAUACCCAGCACCACAGAUACUCUGUUCUUGAGAUUUGGUAUGAUAAUAUUUUGCCUUCAAGGUAUUAUGGUCUUCUACACAGUGGAAUAUGUCCAUGAGAAUAUCCAAUUGAAUGCUUUGGUCUUGGGUGCGUUGAGUUUUCUGGUGGCCAUUCUCUUCUUCCUGGAAGAUUGUUGCACCGCAAGGAGCCUGCGUCGGGACAACAAAUUCAUACAAACCGAAACUUUGAAACCCAUCUCUUCCAUACCGAUUAAACCCACCGAUGACGAUGUGUUGCAUACGUAUGUUUGAAGAGACUGGCAGUUGUUGUUU